AAUCCGAUAAUCCUCAUAACAAAGUGCGAGCAACUGAAAACCCUCUUUGUAGCGAAUAGCCAUGGGGAUUCUAUCAUGGUGGAAGGGCGACAAAAAGGAAACUCCAAAAUCCACCCAGAAACCCGACCCGAUUACUCAAAUCUCAUCCGACAAGCCGGAGGUUCCGGGCAUGAAUGGAGCCGUUGAGGUUUCACGGCCAAACCCACCGCCGGCGGAUAUAACCGUUUUCGAGUUCGGGUCUGUGGCUGCUUCUGUUGAUAAGGUUACACUUGCUGGAUAUUGUCCGGUUUCUGAUGAGCUUGAGCCCUGCCGUUGGGAGAUUUUACCGGCGACUGGGUCUAACGCACCACAAUUUCGCGUGGUUUUCUGAUUUGAGUUUUUUCAGCUGAGAAAAUUUGGGAAAAAAGGUUUUUUCUGGGUUGUGUAAUUUACUGAAUAUGGUCUAACGAAAAACCUUAAUCUAGUUGGUUUGUUUGAUGAUUUCUUGUUGUGAUUCUUGAUUUUGGAUGCAUUUUUAUGCUUA
Messenger RNA from Nicotiana tabacum (common tobacco), 523 nucleotides. The record is from RefSeq and is a predicted model, not a curated record. Lineage: Eukaryota; Viridiplantae; Streptophyta; Magnoliopsida; Solanales; Solanaceae.